CGAAACCAAAACCUAUCUUGUUCACUUUAUAACAUCGAGCUUUUGUAGAGAGAGAGAGAGAAAGAAGAGAGAUUUGUAGAGAGAGAAAGCGUAAUCAUGGCUGCAACAGUGACUAGUCCUUGGGGAAACAAGCCCAAAUCAUGGGCUUUGGAUGCGGAGGAAAACGAGCAAGAACUCAUCCAACAACACAAGGCAGAUGAAUCCGCCGCCGUCGCGGCGCCGCUGGCUGAUUUCCCGUCGUUAGCGGCGGUGGCGACGACCAAGGCGAAGAAGAAGAAGCCACAGACGAUGAAUUUGGCUGAGUUUUCGACUUACGAUGCGAGUAAGUUUCGUGAAUCGAAAGAUGUGGAUGUGUUGAAUUUACCCAAAGGCCCUCGUGAGAGGAGUGCUGAGGAGUUGGAGAGGAAUAAAGGGUUUAGAUCCUGGGGGCCCGAGAGGGGAGGAGAUAGGAAUGAGCCCAGGAGGUCUGGGGGUUUUCGAGAUAGGGAGACUAAGGAGUUCACGUCUUCGAGGGCUGAUGAAACUGAUAAUUGGGGUGCUGCCAAGAAGGGCAGCGGUGCUGGUGGCUUUGAGAGGAGGGAGAGAGGUGGAUUUUUCGAGAAUUCCCAGAGUAAGGCGGAUGAGUCGGAUAAUUGGGGGGCUAACAAGAGUUAUGUUCCGUCUGAGAGGAAGUAUGAGAGGCAAAAGAUUGGGUUUGAGUUGAGUGGUGGGGCCGAUUCUGAUAAUUGGGGGAAGAAGAAGGAAGAGGAAGGGAGAAAGUUUGGUGCUUUUGAUAGUUUAAGGGAGAGGAGAGGGGGUGGGUUUGAGAGAGAUGAGAGUUGGGGGAAGAAGAGGGAGGAUGUGGGGAGUGUUAGGCCUAAGCUUAAUUUGCAGCCGAGGAAGAUGCCCAUUGGUGAGGAGGCGCAGAAUGGCAGUGUUGUUAAGCCAAAAGGGUCGAAUCCUUUUGGUGAUGCUAGGCCUAGGGAGGAGGUCUUGAAGGAAAAGGGUCAGGAUUGGAAGGAGGUUGAUGAAAAGUUGGAGUCUUUAAAGUUAAAGGAAAAGGAGGCAAUAAGUGAUGGACCUGGUUUUGGGAAGAGAAGUUUUGGUAGUGGGAACGGGCAGAGUGGUGGAAAUGGUGAUAGGUCUGAGAGGAGCUGGAGGAAGCUUGUUGAUGUGGAUGUUCGUCCGCAGAGUGCUGAGAACACUGAUCGUGGUGAGAAUGGGCAUGCUGAAGAAACCAGUAAUUCAGAGAUCUGUGCCUGAACUUCAGUGCAUAGGAAUUAUAAUGGUCUGGGAAGGGAUUAUGUGCGGAAUGAACGAUGUCUCUCAUCCCUUGGUGCUACUAUUUUGACAUAUGGAGGUGCUAUAUGAACAUUUUUGAUAGACAUGGAGUAGAUUUGUAGCUGUUUUAAGUUAUAUAUAUUUUUGAUUAACAUAUUUCCUAUUGUUAUUGCUAUUUUCAUAUAAAUUUUGUUCCGAAAGUAAACACUGGUGAGUUUGGUUUUAUAUUAUUUUGAGGAGAGUAUACCUCUAUAUUUUUCUUUAUA
Molecule: messenger RNA, 1526 nt
Organism: Daucus carota subsp. sativus
Lineage: Eukaryota; Viridiplantae; Streptophyta; Magnoliopsida; Apiales; Apiaceae
Product: eukaryotic translation initiation factor 4B3
Exons: 2
Coding region: 97-1242 (381 amino acids)
Molecular function (GO): mRNA binding; translation initiation factor activity
Source: RefSeq, a predicted model, not a curated record